GUAACAAGUCAGAAAAGAGAACGAGAAUGAUUUUAUCAAUACCAGAGCUCUCAGUAAUGAUCAUGCGUCCUCGCAGUUCGGACGCCUAAUGAUAGCUCAAUACUCGCUGGCUCAGCUGUGUUUUACGGAAUUUCCAUGUAAAGACUGCCAGUUGGGAGCUCUACAAGGAUAAAUAUGGAAUUCGCUUGCAAUUUCGCGAUUGUUCUUGGAUUUAUAUCUCUAUCUAUUGAUCCCAUAUAUUCGACAUCCGUCAAUUCGAACGGAAUACAUCAGGACUUCCUUGACACUGAUGCUCGAACUCGAAACAAACGCAACGCAACGUCAUACGAUGUGUUCGAUUCUUCAGUCAAUGAGAGUGACGUCAUAGUGCCUAAAACGGAAAUUCCAGAAUGGAAAAUCAAACUACAAAAUCGAAAGUAUUACGGGUCUGCACAAUACAUGCAACGAAAACUUUACACAGACAAUCCUGAAAAAGCUCCAACGAUAUGCUUCAACAACAACACCAAGCACAACAAAGGGGUCAGACUCGGGGAAUAUAUCUGUCCCAUGUCCAACCAGUCUGACUUUAUGACCUUCUGCUGUGGACCAGCGACUGGGCAGAGAUGCUGUACGGAAGCGGUGUUCUCGGAGGACAAGGGUGGAGCCUUUGAUGAUGGCGACUUAGUGACAGGCCUUGGUAUAGCCGCGGCUUUUGUGGUCUCCCUUUCAUUCUGCAUGUUCCUGUAUUGCUGCUGUUGUCAACGCAGGCCUGAGUUGCAUAACGGCAUCAAACUCAUGUGGGUGCGACGAUCCUUUGGCAAAGAAAUAAAUCGUCUGGAACAGCCGGCGUACCACGAUCAUAUGACGGUUGUCAAUAGCAUCACUGGGCUCCGCGAGAGCCGGGGACCAAGUCGCCAGGGGAGCCGGGGACCAAGCCGGCAGGGAAGCGUCCGGAGCAUGCGUGGUAGAGGCGGAAGUGUUAAAGAUAAGCAUCAAAGUGCAACGCCGACACCAUCAAUCAGCAGGCGCCCUUCGAACGACCUUGCUCAUUCCCACCCGGGACCUUCACACCACCAUAGUGGCCACAAACAAACAUCACCAGAUGACAAACAAUACCUUGGUUCCGAGUUGCCCAAGGCAUCGGUGGUCAUCACCGUGACCACUCCAUCAGACGAACAUGGACCGACAGCACCCUUGCUCAAAACGGUGCAGCACAUCGCACAACCCGAGCAUGUGUGACUCGAUGCUACGUUGACCUUCCAGUCGAUUCUUCGAAAUUGUUAAUUCAAAGGAUUCAACCGCGUGCACAAUUCGAUGAGGCUGAGACAAUUGGGUACCAUUUGACAAAACACACCUUUACAUUUAGACGGAUGAACGAUGUUUGCAAAAAAAAAAUGCAAAACGAAUGAUACGCAGCUGAGAAAUCAUAAGACUGAUAAGAUGUCGAUAUAUGGAUAACACGUAUCAUGACGAAUUUUUCAUUGUUUGCCGCAAAUACCUACAUUACAUCAACUUUUUACUUGUGUCACUUUGUAUUCAUGACAUAUUUGGUUGCAAAACACAGUUUUUACGGGAAUCGUACAUUUGUGCUACUUUUUAACAACUACAUGUACAAUGUACACAUUUUUAUUGCAAGUACGAUACCAGGAGGAAAGAGAAUUAACCGAUUGUGUGAGUAGUAUAUUAAAGUUUAAGCGGAAAUUUCGCAAACAAACCAAAUGCUUUUACAAGUACAUUUUAUUUUACCUAGAUAUACAUUAAAACCGAAACUUUUUGGUUUGCAACGUUUCGAUUAUAAAGGAAACAAAACUUAAAUCAUAACAGAAUGUAGAAUAAAAAAUAAUAUAUUGUAAUCUUAAAGAAUGUUAUGGUAUGUAGUUUAAUGCUUAUACUGAGGCAACCUUUUAUCUGUUAACAUGUUCAUUAUCCUUAUAACAUGGCGUUUUAUGUUUCAGUCUGCCAUAUGCCAUAACGAAACAUUUAUUUGUUGGGUAUUUGUCUGUCUGAUUUUUAUUAAUCUUUCUAUGUGACGAUAUUUUGAAUACAGUCGUAUUCUGGCUGUAUUUUGUUCUGUUUUCAUACCGAUACCGUCCUGAAUAGGCGAAAUGUGUCUCAAACACAAAGUAAAAAAAAAGUUUACAUAUGGACAGGUUAUUAUCUUAUUCUUUAACAUUACAUAUUAUAUAAUUAGAGAUUGUAUAACGAUUUAAGUGUUCUUGUAUGGAUUAACUCCUACUGCUUGAGUGUUACAGUGUCCAGUGGCGAUACAUCAGAAUUGCUGCUAUGUGAUGUAUGUCACAUAUAGACUGGAAAAAAACCUCUUAUAUGUCACUGUACGCUUUACAUAAAGUAAUUGACACGGUAAAAAUAACAAGUUGAAACGAAUGCAAUAUUUAAGCCAGAAAAAGUGAGCAAAUAAACAGACGAGAGACAACAACUUAUUUAACGAACGACUUAGAGCUCAUUUUCAUCGUAAUCGUAAUCAUGUUAACAUGGUAACUGUAUGAGUUGUGAUUAGCUAUACAUAUUUUCCAUUACAUCCUAAAAUCUACGUCAUAGGUUGUCCGUGUUCUAAUGGCUAUUUUAUACAGAGCGAGUUCAAUUAAGAACUAUGGCUAUUUUAUACCGCGUGAGUUCGUUAAAGCACUAUAAUGGAACUGAUAUAAUUGUUGUUAGCGAAAUACAUGUAUAUGUUUAUGCUUGAAUUUAAACCGUUCUACAUUUUAAUACAUCAAAUAUACAGUAUGUUCGAGGCCAGUUUAGUGCAACUUUUGUCUUUAAUGUAAUCGAUCAGAUCCACUCAUUAUUAUGUCAAACUUUAUUGUAUCGAUAAUAAUCGAUCGAAAUCGCUCAUUAUUUUGUCAAGUUUUAUUGUAUCGAUAGUAAUCGAUCGAUAUUGCUUAUUGUUUUGUCAAACAAGGACAUUGGUUGUGGUGUUGUACAGUUUGCUCAAGUCUACUUUUACCAGCAUUUCUUAUCCUCAUUGGUAUACAGUUACCUGCCUUUCGUUGUAUUUGUGAUGGAAAUAUUAACAAUCAAAUGAUAUACAAGCUAGCUUGGUCAUUUAAGCACGCAUCAUUACUAUUGUAGUUCAUGAAUUAUUCUGCGACAUGCCUUUUAUCACAUGCACCCUUUCAUUGAUAGUAAGGUCUUGAAAAGUAGUUUCAUAAGGGCCUUCAACAGCGCAAACGUCGUUUCCCCACCCACUUUUCACUUUUGAAUUUUAGAUAAAGUUUAUACAUGUUUUUACAAACUGUUCUUUAACUUUAAGACUUUGAUACAUAAGUAUUGGAAUCAUUAAGACGAAGUACAUGUUUCCCCAAAAGGGCUAACACGAAAUAUUGUUGUCCUGCCUUCAUAGUAAUGAUAACAACUCAGUCAAAUGGCCGAAAAAGCUGAACCUAAUUUAUUAUGCAAAAUAUUAUAAGCAAGGCUACACUGCAAAAAAAAGUUUCAUUCUACAUUUAAAUAGUUAAAGAGUUGAACACAUUAACCACAUAUUGUUUUACUCUAAAUACGAGAUGAAAUAAGUAAUUUUGAAUGACAGUUUUAUGUGUGUUCAUUAUGCAGCCAUUUAUUAGUAAAUAUUUUGUAUAGUUUUACCAUGCACUAGAUAAUUAUAUUAACAUUUAUUAUUAGUAUUGUUUAAUAUUGAUUUUAUGUAAGUAUUGUAACACAUUAUAUAUAUUUUAUUUCUCUUCCCAUAUGCCUCUGGUGAAUGGGUUCAAAUAUUGCUGUGCAAAUUUGUUCUGAUGUUCCAGUUAAGAUUUCUUGCUUAAAAUCAAAAUGACGGUUCAUAUUUGCAACAUAAUGACUGUAUUUGGCUUUUAAAACUAUACUUCAACUAAUUGAUUAAGCUAUUUGUUUUUAAAAUUUACAGUUUCAAUGUUUGUUGGUAUAGUUACAAAACAUGUUACUUGCUUUGAACCAAAUAAAGGUGAAAUGCGUUAUAUGAUAUAUUAAUAGUCGUUUGUAUUGAGUGUUCCUUUAUAAAGUUUCUUCAAAAUCCGUGAUGAAAGUUUUAUAGCAAACAUGUUUGUAUAGUAUAUUAUUUGUUUAAAAAUGAAUUUAUAACUUAUGUUCUUUUGGGAUAUAAUUGUCUAUAAGCAUUAAUACGUGAAAACCGAUCAAAGGUUAAUGACAUUCCUUUAUAGAUAUGUAGAAGUUUUGGUAGAUCUUUGUUGUUUAAAAAGUUGAAGCAAAUUUACUCACAUAUGAUGUUGCUGCAUUUUUCUGAUAUAAAACAUAUAAGUGCAUUGGAAUCGUAAAUUUAUCGUGUUUUAUACGCACUUCUUUUUCGUAUGAAUAAAGUUUUAGAAAUGUUA
Mya arenaria is the source of this 4304-nucleotide messenger RNA. RefSeq lists its product as uncharacterized. NCBI's taxonomy places the organism in Eukaryota, Metazoa, Mollusca, Bivalvia, Myida, Myidae. The transcript is spliced from 7 exons. The record is from RefSeq and is a predicted model, not a curated record. The coding region runs from base 175 to 1218 and encodes 347 amino acids.